Messenger RNA from Fusarium mangiferae, 2091 nucleotides. RefSeq names its product putative aconitase/homoaconitase (aconitase superfamily). The record is from RefSeq and is a predicted model, not a curated record. The transcript has a single exon. Lineage: Eukaryota; Fungi; Ascomycota; Sordariomycetes; Hypocreales; Nectriaceae. The coding region runs from base 1 to 2091 and encodes 696 amino acids. Gene Ontology annotation, cellular component: mitochondrion; cytosol. Gene Ontology annotation, biological process: tricarboxylic acid cycle. Gene Ontology annotation, molecular function: 4 iron, 4 sulfur cluster binding; aconitate hydratase activity.
AUGGCUCUUCUCCAAUUCAUCAGCGCUGGUCUACCACGCGUCCAAGUGCCAACAUCAGUGCACAGCGAUCAUCUCAUUGUCGCAGAGUACGGAGCCAAGAAGGACCUUGAGCGCGCUGCGGGUGAUCAUCGCGAGGUCUAUGCCUUUCUCAGCAGCGCAGCGAAGAAAUACGGGAUAGGGUAUUGGAAGCCUGGUGCAGGUAUCAUACACACUACGAUCUUUGAGAAUUACGCUUUCCCGGGCGGUUUGUUUAUUGGUACGGACUCGCAUACUCCCAACGCCGGUGGAAUGGGUGUUCUUGGUAUUGGAGUUGGCGGCUCCGAUGCUGUGGAUGCCAUGGCUGGAAUGCCUUGGGAACUUGUUUGUCCCAAGGUCUUGGGUGUUCGUCUCACGGGAAGCUUAUCGGGAUGGGCCUCUUCCAAGGACAUCAUUUGCAAGCUUGCCGGCAUAUUGACUGUCUCUGGUGGAAAGGGCAAGGUCAUCGAAUUCUUUGGUCCUGGCGCUGAGACCUUGGGAGCCACGGCCAUGGCCACUGUUUGCAACAUGUCAGCCGAGGUCGGAUCAACAUCAUGUAUCUUCCCUUACUCACAGGCUAUGGCACGGUAUCUUACAGCGACUAAGCGAGGAGACAUCGCUCGCUAUGCUGACGGCUUCACUGAGACAUUGCUUACUGCCGACCGUGGUAGCGAGGACUACUACGACGAGGUCAUUGAGAUCGAUCUCUCAACGCUUGAACCUCACAUCAACGGCCCCUUCACCCCCGACCUCUCACACCCCUUAUCCCAAUUCAAGACACGAGUUCAGGAAAGCUCCUGGCCCUCCAAUAUCAGUCAUAGUAUGGUCGGCAGCUGCACCAAUAGCUCCUACGAGGAUCUCGAGAAGGUCUACGACUUGGUUCAACAGGCCAAAAAGGCAGGCAUUGACCGGCUUAGGACACCCUUCAUGGUGAGCCCCGGUAGUGAGCAGAUCCGUGCAACUGCGGAGGAUAGUGGUAUCCUACCAAGUCUGAGAGAUGCUGGAGCUGUCGUCCUCAGCAAUUCUUGCGGACCCUGCGUUGGGCAAUGGGACAGGAAGGAUGUCGAUGUUGCUGGCGCUGAGAACAAUUCGGUCAUUUCUAGCUUCAAUCGCAACUUUACUGGUCGGCAUGAUGGAAACCCCGCUACGCAUUCUUUCGUCUCGUCACCCGAGAUCGCCACUGCUUUUGCUUAUGCUGGUGAUCUAUCCUUCAAUCCCAUGCAUGACACCAUUCCCAUUGACGAGUCGGGUAACUCUCACUUCCGUUUCGCCCCUCCCGUCGCCAAGGAACUCCCAGAAACCUUUGUCGCUGGUAGUGAUCUCUUCCAGCCACCUAUUCUGGAAGAUACGUCAGAUUACAAAGUUGCCAUCGAUGAAGGCAGCGAUCGCCUGGAGCUUCUGACGCCCUUUGAGCCCUGGAAGCCAGGCCAAGCAGAAAACAUGCAAGUCCUGGUCAAAGUCUCUGGAAAGUGUACCACAGAUCAUAUUUCCCCCGCAGGGCCAUGGUACAACUAUCGCGGUCACCUGUCCAACAUCAGCCAUAACAUGCUCCUCGGCGCAACGAAUGGAUUCCUCCCCGACGCCAGUUCGUUAAUCAUGACUGGCAAGACGCGAGACCCUACAGAUGGCACCAUCAAGUUCAUCCACAAAGCAGCGAGAGCAAUGAAGAACGCUGGUAUACGAUGGUGCAUCAUUGGUGAUAACAACUACGGCGAGGGUAGUUCCAGGGAACACGCUGCGCUAGAGCCCCGGUUCUUGGGUGGUGUGGCAGUCAUCGCAAAGAGCUUUGCCCGCAUUCAUGAGACGAACUUGAAGAAGCAGGGGAUGUUUCCGUUGACGUUUGCGGACCCAUUGGAUUAUGACAGGAUACAGGAGAGAGAUGUUAUAAGUUUGCUGGACGUCGAUGGCGAUGCGCUCCAGCCGGAGAAGCAAGUUACGAUGAAGGUGGUGAGUAAGGAUGGGACUGAAUGGACGGCGCAGUUGAACCACUCGUACCACGCGCACCAACUUGCCUGGUUACGCGCCGGAAGUGCUCUAAAUCACGUCAAGAAGACGAUCUUGGGCAGCACGGCUUGA